Messenger RNA from Ricinus communis (castor bean), 3660 nucleotides. RefSeq names its product probable receptor-like protein kinase At2g21480. Gene Ontology annotation, biological process: protein autophosphorylation. Lineage: Eukaryota; Viridiplantae; Streptophyta; Magnoliopsida; Malpighiales; Euphorbiaceae. Gene Ontology annotation, cellular component: plasma membrane; plasmodesma. The record is from RefSeq and is a predicted model, not a curated record. The transcript has a single exon. The coding region runs from base 740 to 3331 and encodes 863 amino acids. Gene Ontology annotation, molecular function: transmembrane receptor protein tyrosine kinase activity; ATP binding.
UUGCUCCAUGUUAAAAUGGUUUAUUUUAUUUGAUUUUUUUUUUUUUUUUAUCUCUCUUUCCCCAAAUUGAUACUAUCUAAUUGUGAAAAUGACUUAGGAAAUUUCAAAUAUUGACAUCUGAGAGUUUUAUGUCGGAAAAUAUUCUGCAAGCAUGUUGGCAUGGGGCUGCCUAUGUGAACGUGCUAAUGGCCUUCACAGUAAGACUGUUCAUCCUAGCUUAGGCAUUGCAUGACAUAUAGAGACGAAGUUAAGAACAAAAUUCUUUUGAAAUAUACAACAUGAAUAUCACAUAUUUCAAGCCAUAUCCUUGGAAUGAAAACAUAAGGUUGAGGAGGGGUAAAAUGUAAAGACAGAAAUGCACAAGUUUUCACCAUCACUAAAUUAGGAUGCAUCAGAAAAAACAAUUUUUUUUGACCAUUUCAAAAUUGUCUAAACAUUUGAUGACCACUAUUCUAUUGUUAGCAACAGAGAAAAGCCUCCAUCACCUGCUAAUUUUUGAAGAGAAAAAAGGAAGCAUUUCCUUCCCCCCUAAAACAUUGCCUGUUUAUCAGGAAAAGAAAGUCCUCUCAGCUGUCAAUUCCUUUCCUCCACUUAUUAUCAAGAAAAGGAAAAAAAGAAACAAGAAAAAGAGAACAACAAUACCAAACUCCCAUUAUAGGUAAAUGAAACUCACCUUUCUCAAAUUCUCUUAAUCUUUCAAGUUUGUGAACAUCUUUCCACCGCCCCUCAUCCAGGAGGGAUGGAGAUAGAAAAGAAACAUAUAAUGACCAAUCUUUUUCUAUCUUCCUCAUUGUCGUCAUCUUGGAUGGCUAUCCUCCUGGUUCUCCUCUAUUCCUUUGUUUUUGCCUCAGCUGCUGACACCAGUAGCUUUGCACCAGCUGAUCAAAUCCUUAUCAGCUGUGGUUCAAAGAGCCUGUCUGCAAUUCCUGAUGGAAGGGUUUUCAAGACUGAUCAUGAAGCCCAAAGUUUGUUGAAGACAGAGGAAGAUAUAUUAGUAUCUGCGCCCUCUGCAGAUGUUCCUUCUCCUAUAUAUCUAUCUGCAAGGAUUUUUGUUCAGGAAUCUACUUAUGCUUUUACUAUGAAAAGUCCAGGAUGGCAUUGGUUCCGCCUUCAUUUCUUUCCAUUCAAUAACACAAGGUUUGAUCUUCAGAGCGCAACGUUUUCUGUCUCUACUGAUAAGUAUGUUCUCCUUCAUAACUUCAACGUCAACAAUCAGACCAAGCCUUUCCUCAAGGAGUACCUUGUUAAUGUGACCGAUCCAAAGGUUACCCUCAAAUUUCAACCUAUGAAGAAUUCUGCUGCUUUUAUCAAUGCUAUUGAGGUUGUUUCAGCUCCUGAUAUCCUGAUAUCUGAUGAAGGAUCGGGCCUUUUCCCAGUUUCCAGCUUUUCUGGCUUGACUAAUUAUGGGUACCAAGUUGUUUACAGGCUUAAUGUAGGAGGACCUUUGAUUACAUCCAAAAAUGAUACACUCUGGAGAACUUGGGAAAAUGAUAAGCCGUUCCUUAAGGAUCAAUCUUUGGCGCAGAGUGUUUCUAUCCCUACAAGCUCCAUCAAAUAUGGAACAGGAACUUCACCUUUGAUAGCACCGGCAACAGUUUAUGCGUCUGCACAAGAGAUGGCCGAGUCAAAAACAAUGCUGCCAAAUUUUAACGUGACAUGGAAAUUUGAGGUUGAUACAGCUUUUAACUACUUAGUUCGGCUGCAUUUCGCUGAUAUUGUUAGCAAAUCCCUAAAUGACCUCUACUUUAAUGUAUACAUCAAUGGAAAAACCGCGAUUUCUGGUUUGGAUUUGUCUUCCAUUACCAACCAAUUAGCAGCUCCAUAUUACAAAGAUAUUGUUGUCAAUUCCACCCUUAUGUCUAAUGGACUCAAUGUUCAGAUUGGUCCAAUGAAUGAGGAUACUGGUUCGACAAAUGCAAUUCUAAAUGGUUUGGAGAUCUUGAAAAUGAGCAACUCGGUUGAUAGUUUGGAUGGUGAAUUCGGGGUUGAUGGCAGGAUGGCUAUUGCCAGCAGGAGUACAGUUGCAGCAGUUGGUUUUGCUAUGAUGUUUGGUGCCUUUGUUGGUCUUGGAGCAAUGGUUAUCAAGUGGCAUAAAAGACCUCAAGAUUGGCAAAAGAGGAAUAGCUUUUCUUCUUGGUUGCUUCCUAUCCAUGCUGGUGACACUAGCUUUAUGACAAGCAAGACAUCACUUGGAUCUCACAAAACCAAUAUGUAUUCAUCAACUCUGGGCCUUGGUCGAUAUUUCUCUUUCUCAGAGUUGCAGGAAGCCACCAAGAACUUUGAUCAAAGUGCAAUAAUUGGAGUUGGUGGUUUUGGUAAUGUCUAUCUUGGUGUUAUUGAUGAUGCUACUCAAGUUGCUGUCAAGAGAGGAAACCCACAAUCUGAACAGGGAAUUACAGAAUUCCAGACGGAAAUUCAGAUGUUAUCUAAGCUCAGGCAUAGGCAUUUGGUGUCAUUGAUUGGUUACUGUGACGAGAAUGAUGAAAUGAUCCUAGUUUAUGAGUACAUGUCAAAUGGCCCUUUCAGAGAUCACUUAUAUGGCAAGAAUCUACCUCCGCUGUCAUGGAAGCAAAGGUUAGAGAUCUCCAUUGGAGCUGCUCGUGGUCUUCAUUAUUUGCAUACCGGUACUGCACAAGGUAUCAUUCACCGUGAUGUGAAGACUACAAACAUUUUGCUUGAUGAUGCUUUUGUCGCAAAAGUUGCGGACUUUGGCCUGUCAAAAGAUGCACCAAUGGGGCAAGGUCAUGUGAGUACAGCAGUGAAAGGAAGUUUUGGGUACUUAGAUCCUGAAUACUUCAGGAGACAGCAACUAACGGAUAAAUCAGAUGUGUACUCUUUUGGGGUAGUGCUGCUUGAAGUUUUAUGUGCAAGGCCUGCCAUUAAUCCACAACUUCCAAGAGAGCAAGUAAACUUAGCUGAAUGGGCUAUGCAAUGGAAAAGAAAGGGAUUAUUGGAGAAGAUCAUUGACCCUAUUCUUGUAGGCACAAUCAAUCCCGAAUCAAUGAAGAAAUUCGCAGAAGCUGCAGAAAAAUGCCUGGCAGAACAUGGAGUUGACAGACCUUCUAUGGGAGAUGUCCUGUGGAACUUGGAAUAUGCUUUACAACUUCAGGAAGCAUUCUCACAAGGAAAAGCUGAAGAUGAAACAAAAUCAUCAGCCAGCGUAGCCGCCUCGCCUGCUGUUGUAGCUGCUGCUCCUGCUCCUGCUACUCCAACUUCUGAUAACCGUCCUGUUUCUAUUCCCGAAGAGAACAAAAGUCCAGCUGAAGUUCAAGCCAUUGAUGAGCAUUCGGGAACUGCAAUGUUUGCUCAAUAUGGGCUCAAUGGCAGAUAAACUGUAACUCUGAGAGCCUUCCAAAUCAGCAGAAUUUCAAGCAUAUUGAUGGGGGUUCCUGUAAUCAAGAGAAACCAUUUUAUAGCUUUUGCCGCCGCUGCUGCUGCUGCUUCUUCUUCUUGAACUGGAUAAACUUAGCAUUUUCAGAGGUUCUUUUAAGGGCUAGGAUUGCUCAUAUACUUUUAUAUAAGAUGAUGAUGGUGGUGUAUUGAGCUGUGUUGUAUCCAUACUCUCUCCUCUUUGUUCUAUAUAUUUUUUUUUUUUCUUGUUUUUAGUAUUGGAUUUGGUGGUUAUAGAGAUAUAUGUAUUCUAUUACAUGGAUUUAUCAA